Messenger RNA from Sinocyclocheilus grahami, 11802 nucleotides. RefSeq names its product serine/threonine-protein kinase SMG1-like. Gene Ontology annotation, cellular component: nucleus. The transcript has 62 exons. Gene Ontology annotation, biological process: phosphorylation; nuclear-transcribed mRNA catabolic process, nonsense-mediated decay. Gene Ontology annotation, molecular function: protein binding; protein serine/threonine kinase activity. Bases 133 to 10623 code for a protein of 3496 amino acids. NCBI's taxonomy places the organism in Eukaryota, Metazoa, Chordata, Actinopteri, Cypriniformes, Cyprinidae. The record is from RefSeq and is a predicted model, not a curated record.
UACAUAUGGUGUCGUCAAAGAGUAGAUACCAACCCCUUUUUGUCCAGUUGCACAAUAAGUGGUCACCUCUGGUCAAGCUUUAGCAUGCUGACAUCAACGUGAACAUGGACAGUUAAGUUGCUGUAGCCACUGAUGGUAUAUCGAAUGUUUUUCAGAGGCGACAGUCUGUCAGCCAGCCAGGACGGUGUGAAGAGCAGUGUCUCUAGAUACCGUGGUUCAGAAGUUCUUUUCGACAUUCUGCCCUCUGACCAGCCUGGCACCCCACCACUGCACAAUGAUGCCUUCACUGCUGCAGAUGUACUUGAAGAAGGAGGUGGAUAUGACGCUGAUGGAGGCCUCUCUGAAAAUACUUAUGGUUGGAAGUCGCUGGGGCAAGAGUUGAGAAUCAAUGAUGUGACUACUGAUAAAACCACUUUUCAGCAUGGAAACCGUGCUUUAGCUACAAAGGACAUGAGGAAAUCACAGGACCGACCGUUGGCUCACUCUGAGGAGUCUCGUCUGGCCAAUCUUCUGCGGAGAGCGUCACGGGAAGAUGACCGGGAACGCAGACUGGCCACUAUGAAACAAAUGAGGGAGUUCAUUGUGCACUCUGAAAAUAAAGUGGUCCUAGUGAAACAGUUGGAUUCCAUUUUGAGCACCCUGAAUGACAUUUUGAACGAGAGUAGUAAGCUCCUGCAGGAGCUCAGGCAGGAGGCCGCGUGCUGCCUGGGAUUGCUCUGUGCCGCCCUCAGUUAUGAAGCCGAGCGGAUCUUCAAGUGGAUGUUCCUCAAGUUCAGUGUGUCCACAAAGGAUGAGGUGAAGCUUCUGUACCUGGUGGCAGUGCACAAGGCACUUGAAACGGCAGGGGAGAAGAAGGCUUUUUCAUCUGUAAUGCAGUUGGUGAUGAGCAGCCUUCAGUCUAUCUUGGAGAACUUGGACACGCCAGAGCUGUUGUGCCAAAGUGUAAAAUGUAUUUUACUGUUGGCCCGGUGUUAUCCACACGUAUUCAGCACCAACUUCAGAGACACAGUGGAUAUCUUAGUAGGUUGGCAUAUAGACCACACACAGAAACAGUCUCUUACUCAACAAGUGUCUGGCUGGUUACAGAGUCUGGAGCAGUUUUGGGUCGCAGAUUUGGCCUUUUCAACUACAUUAUUGGGUCAGUUUUUGGAAGACAUGGAGGCGUAUGCUGAGGAUUUGAGUCAUGUUGUAUCUGGGGAAUCAGGAGACGAGGACAUUCCCCCUCUCGCAGUAUCCCUGCCAAAACUGGCAGCCCUGUUGAGAGUUUUUAGCACAGUUGUGCACAGCAUCGGAGAACGAUUCAACCCUAUCAGAGGGCCUCCGAUCACAGCAGCAUAUGUCACUGAUGUUUUGAACCGUGUUUUAGCCUGUGUCACCACAGCCAAGCAGGUGUUCUUCUCGGAGGCAGUGCUGACAGCAGGAAAUGAGUGUGUGUGUGUCCUGCUGGUCAGCAUGGACUUGGGCAACCAGCUGAUUGAUGCUGUAAUCUCUUAUGGCCUAGACCAGCUGGACAGCUGCCAGUGCUGUGGACCAGAAUACAGCAUGUCCGUCCUCACCCUGCUUACACUGAUUGUUGACCAGAUAAACACCAACAUCCCGGCUGCUUUUGUGGAGAAGUUGCUGGCCCCAAAUUCCCAACUCUUGGAGCUGCGUUUCCACAGAAAAAGAGAGGUGAUGGCAGCUGCACAUGGAGUGUAUCAUGCUGUGCUGAGCCUAAAGAACAUCCCUACCCUGGAGGCAGCUUAUAAACUGGUCUUGGGCGAGAUGGGCUGUGCGCUGAACAGUUUGCUCAGCCCUCUGGGUUUGCCUGCUGCCUGUCCUAACAUACAACAUCCUGCCUUUAGCCAGCUGCAGUUCAGCCCAGAGAGAGCAGAGUUUAUCCUUAUCUUCGACUUCAGUGCUCUCACCACCAUUGGCAACACCAAGAACUCCCUCAUCGGGAUGUGGGCUUUGUCCCCUACUGUGUUUGCCCUGCUCAGUCAGAAUCUGGUUGUAGUUCACUCUGAUUUGGCAGUUCAUCACCCUGCUGUCCAGUAUGCAGUGCUCUACACUCUCUAUUCUCACUGCACCAGACAUGAUCACUUUAUCUCAAGCAGCCUGAGCUCUUCGUCUCCAUCCCUUUUUGACGGUGCUGUCAUCAGCACAGUUACCACGGCAUGUAACAGUCUUCAGGUCGUGUCAUCUUCCUUGACCACAGAGCUUCUCCAGAGGCGGCUGUUACUCACCUGGUCAUUAGAGGUGUCUCUGAUGAUGAAGAAAUCUGAAACCUACUGCCCUCUGUUCUCACUCCCAUCCUUCCUCAAAUUCUGCAAAGGCUUACUGGCAAAUUCCUUGAAUGAAGACCCCACCAUAUGUCUGCAGGCAUGUAACAGUCUUCAGGUCGUGUCAUCUUCCUUGACCACAGAGCUUCUCCAGAGGUGCGUGGACGUUUGUCGAGUUCAGCUGGUCCACUCAGCAGUCCGAGUCCGGCAGGCCUUUGGGAAAUUGCUGAGAUCUGUUCCCAUGCACGUUGCAUUGAGUGCCCGUGGUCACUCUGAGAUUAAGGAGAUUUCUCUGGCCAUCCGCCGACACAUGAGCAAAGUACCUAUCAACACAUUCCACCCACAGGACUUUUCUGACCUCAUUGGGUUUAUUCUGUAUGGAACUGUCCACCGUGGGGGUAAGGAACCCUGGUUGGAGCGGCUGUACCACAGCUGUCAGCGGCUGGAGAAGAAAGACUCAGCCAUGGUGCCCCGUGCCCUACUGAAGACUGAGGCGGUGCUGUGGCAGUGGGCGGUUUGGGAGGCCGCUCAGUUCACUGUUCUCUCUAAACUCCGGACCCCUCUGGGACGAGCCCAGGAUACUUUCCAGACCAUAGAGGUUAUUGGGCCAGAAAUGGAGGUGCCAAUCACCAUGUUAGUGGAGGCGAUGUGUGAGCUGCGAUGCCCUGAAGCUAUACAAGGUCUGGCAGCCUGGAGUCUGGCCAACAGUGGCAAGAGCCUGGGCUGGCUGGGAUCAGUGGUGCUGCAGGCUGAGGGAAAGUUUGAGAAGGCAGCGUUAGAGUACCAAGAGCAGCUGUGUGCCGUCACAGGGAUGGACUGCUCUAUUAAAGGCUUUGAUCGCUCCCUGUUAAAACUCACUGGCUCCAACACCUCCAGCCCAAAACACACCAGCAGUGGAGAUGGAAGGAAAACGGUGUUGUUGAAGUCCAGUGAGUGUUCUCCAGAAGUGCUCAACUUCCUGGCUAAUAAGGCCUGUGAGUGUUAUGUGGCCCUGAGCGACUGGGAGUCCGUGCAGGAGUGGCAGGCCAGCAUGAUGAACCUCAAAAAGAACAGCAGCAGUUCCAGUGUCAACCUCAAGACAGACUUUAACUACAUCAGAGCUCUGAGUAGUUUUGAGGAGGGGGAUUUCGCAGAGUGCCGUGUCCAGUUGGAGUUGCUCCCUGGGGAGGAUUAUGGCCUUCUUAACUCUUCAACUAAGGACAAGAUUGACCUGAAGAGGCUUCUUCCUGCUGUGUUGAGCCCAGACCCAUCAGAGCUCCAGAAGGCCAUUGAGGUACAGCUCCUCAGAAGUGCUGUGGGAGCCAUCACUGCGACCAAUCACGAACAGGACCAGAAGGUUCUCGCAUCAUCUGACACCCUGGUGAAGUACCUGAAACAGACGGGCCGCAUCUCUCUGGGUCCCCUGCGUCUCUCCACUCUCACUCUGUCUGACUCCUUGCACACUCUCAGCACCCUGCAGCUGCACUGUGCCAACUCUCUAGAAAACUCGCUCUGCAACCAGCACCCGGAGGACUGCUUAAUUCCGCUCUUCAGUGAAGCUUUGACCACCUGCAAGCAGCAGGAUGUUCAGCCAUGGCUACAUGCUCUCCGAUACACCACUUUCCAGCGGCAGCUCUUCCAAAAACUCAAAGGAUCGUCUGCUCCAGUGGACUCUCACCUGAUGGAGCUUUGUCUGACUGCGGUGAAAUUUGCUCGUAAGCAAGGAAACAUCGCCCUGGCCACGCGUCUGCUGAGUCUGUGCAACAAGCCAUCAGUGAGCGACUCUGAAGGUCAGGACCUGGUGCAAAGCUUCAGGCAGCUGUCACUAGAAGGCACUGUUGGGGAGAAGUGGGGACCAGAGCUGGAGAUCGAGAAGGCUAAAGUUCUGUUUGCUGCUGGUCAGUCCGUAUCUGCUAUGGAAAUGCUGAGCUCCUGUGCGCUGUCGUACUGUCACUCUGGAAAGUGUGAGCGUGCAGCCUGUCGCUCUGUGCUUACUCUGUGCAAAUGGCUUUUGGCCGACUGGAAAGAUCUGACUCCACAACUCAAAAUGGUGGUGAAGAGGAACUCUGGUUCUACCAGCCUCUCAGCUCUCUCCAAAAACAUCUCUGGCCUGUUGGAGCUGCCGCUGGAAGAUCAGGGAAUGCCACAUAUUACAACAGAGACUACAGUCAGUGUUGGUGUUGGGGAGCCAGACUUCGUCCUUGGGCAGCUGUACCAACUCUCAACUACUCAGGCUCCUGAAGUGGCCAAAUCAUGGGCUGCUCUGGCCAGCUGGGCGUACAGAUGGGGCAGAAAGGUUGUGGACAAUGCCAGUCAAGGAGAAGGGGUUCCGUUGCUCCUUGGAGAGAAGAAAGAAAUUGAGGACUUGCUCCCAGCAGGCACCAGUGAUGAGGACAAGGAAAUCAUUUUCGGCAUUUUGGGUCAAGCCAUGUGUCGUCCAGCUGGAAUUCAGGAUGAGGACAUGGCCUUGCAGAAUGAAGAGGAUGAGGAGGACGACAUGGUGGAUGUGAUCGGCCGACAGCUGUUGAGUGCCUGCCCGUGGCUGUCUGAGGUGGAGGACACUGUGACCGAUGGGCUGAUUGGGGUGUGGAGGAGAGUGGUUGACCGAAUCUUCAGCCUGUACCGGGUCUCCUGCAGAGCGUACUUCACCUUCCUUAAACUCAACGCUGGGCAGGUGCCCAUAGAUGAAGACGACCCCAAGCUGCUCCUGAACAACCAGAGCAGCAAACAGAGCAGCGAUGAUGUCAUUGUCAUGGCAACCCUCCGUCUGCUGCGCUUGCUUGUGAAGCAUGCUGGGGAAUUAAGAGAGGGUCUGGAACACGGCCUGGCAUCCACCCCCACUGCACCCUGGAGAGGUAUCAUCCCUCAGUUAUUCUCCAGACUAAAUCACCCUGAGGCUUACAUCCGCCAGAGCAUCUGCAGCCUGCUGUGCAGAGUCGCCCAAGAUUCACCCCACCUUAUCCUCUACCCUGCCAUUGUUGGAUCUAUAUCUCUUGGUGGAGAGGCUCAGGCUGCAGGUAAUAAGCUGCCGUCGUCCCUGCCAACCCUUCUUGGGAACAUGCAGGGAGAGGCUCUUUGUGGGGGUGAGAGCGAGACGGGCAGCGGGCCGACUUCUCAAGAGAACAGCCGUGGGGAAGAGAUGAUGUAUUCUAGUGAAGACCAAGCCAUGAUGCAGGACUGCUACAGCAAGAUUGUAGACAAGCUCUCUUCUGCCAACCCCACCAUGGUGCUACAGGUGCAAUUGUUGGUGGGCGAGCUGAGGAGGGUCACUCUGCUCUGGGACGAGCUCUGGCUGGGGGUCUUGCAGCAGCAACACAUGCACGUUCUGCGCAGGAUUCAACAGCUGGAGGACGAGGUGAAAAGAGUUCAGAACAACAACACUCUGCGCAAGGAUGAGAAGGUGGCUAUUAUGAGAGAGAAGCACUCUGCUCUGAUGAAGCCUGUGGUUUUUGCACUGGAUCACGUACGCAGCAUCACGGCUGCUCCGGCGGAGACUCCUCACGAGGCGUGGUUUCAGGAGACGUAUGGGGAGGCCAUCCACAACGCUAUAGAGAGACUGAGGAGCCCUCUUAAUCCAGCCAAUCCUGCCAGCAGCUGGGUGCCCUUCAAACAAAUCAUGCUGAGCUUGCAGCAAAGGGCACAAAAACGGGCUAGUUACCUCCUGCAGCUAGAUGAGAUCAGCCCCCGUCUGACUGCCAUGACCAACACAGAGAUGGCGCUGCCAGGGGAGGUGUCUGCUACAGAUGCAGUCACCAUCCAGAGCGUAGGCAAUACCAUCACCAUCCUGCCGACUAAAACCAAACCCAAGAAGCUCUACUUUCUAGGCUCUGAUGGCAGAAAUUAUCCUCACCUAUUCAAAGGAUUGGAGGACUUGCAUUUGGAUGAGAGGAUCAUGCAGUUCUUGUCUAUCGUCAACACCAUGUUCACUAAAGUGAAUCAACAGGAGAGUCCAAGGUUUCACGCCCGUCAUUAUUCUGUCACACCGCUGGGCACCAGAUCAGGCCUCAUCCAGUGGGUGGAUGGAGCCACUCCACUAUUUGGUCUGUACAAACGCUGGCAGCAGCGUGAGGCUGUGGUCCAAGCCCAGAAGGCACAGGACUCCUUCCAGCAACCUCAGAAUCUUCCCAUGGUUCCACGGCCCAGUGAGCUCUAUUACAGUAAGAUCAGUCCUGCCUUAAAGGCUGUCGGACUCAGUUUGGAUGUGUCACGCCGUGACUGGCCGUUGAGUGUCAUGAGAGACGUUCUCCGAGAGCUGAUGGAGGCUACACCCCCUAACCUCUUGGCGAAGGAGCUCUGGUGCUCCUGUACCACCCCCAGUGAGUGGUGGAGCGUGACUCAGUCUUAUGCCAGAUCCACUGCUGUAAUGUCAAUGGUGGGAUACAUCAUUGGAUUAGGAGAUCGUCAUCUUGACAAUGUGCUUAUUGAUAUGACGACUGGUGAGGUGGUACACAUUGACUACAACGUCUGUUUUGAGAAGGGAAAAAGCUUGAGAGUACCAGAGAAGGUUCCUUUCCGUAUGACACACAAUAUUGAGACCGCUUUGGGGGUCACAGGGGUGGAGGGCAUCUUUAGAUUGUCCUGUGAACAGGUCAUCCAGAUAAUGCGCCGUGGUAGAGAGACCCUCUUGACUCUUUUGGAGGCGUUUGUCUAUGACCCUCUGGUGGACUGGACAGCAGGUGGCGAGGUGGGCUUUGCAGGGGCUGUGUAUGGAGGUGGUGGUCAGCAAGCAGAGAACAAGCAGAGCAAGAGAGAGAUGGAGCGAGACAUCACACGUAGCCUCUUCUCCUCCCGUGUGGCUGAGAUUAAGGUGAACUGGUUCAAGAACCGUGAUGAGAUGAUUGGAGUGCUGCCGCAGGUGGAGGAGACAGUGGAUGAGUACCUAAACCUGCAGGAGCAGCUCACACAAGUGGAGAAAGUGCAGGGCAAGCUGCUGGAGGAGAUGGAGUUCCUGGAGGGAGCCGACACCAGAGCAGAUCAUCCCAUCCACUCCCUGGAGCACAGAUUCUCCGAGCACACUCAGUUGCAGUCCAGGCAGAGAACUGUACAGGAUGCUAUACAGGGGAAGUUGUCAGAUCUGGAUCAGUGCAUCUCUCAGUAUCAUGCUGCCUUUGCCAGUCUAGAGGCCACCCAGCUUGCCAGUCUCCUCCAGGAGAUCAGUAGCCCUAUUGAUUUAGGUCCACCUAGCUACGUCCCAGCAACAUCUUUCUUGCAGAAUGCAGGCCAGGCACAUCUAAUUAGCCAGUGUGAGGCACUGGAGGCAGAGGUGAGCGCUUUGUUACAGCAGAGGCGCUCUCAGCUGCGUGGCUGUCUCGAGCACCUGCACAGCUAUGCCACAGUGGCCUUGCUGUACCCCCGUGCGGUGCUGCUCAGGCACAGAGUUCACACGUGGAAACAGUGGAUGGAGGAGCUGGUGUGUGACAUGACCGUCGAUCACUGCCAGACCGUCUAUCACCAGUAUGAAAUGCAGUUUGCACCCCAGCCCCCUCCUGCCACAUGUCAGUUCCUAUCUAGCAUCGAGAUGGCGCUGCAGCACCACGCAGCAGAAACCAACACUCGGCUGCUGCGGCAGGUAGAGCGUCUGAAGGCAGAGGGUGCUGGUGUGCCCGUUUGUGAGGAGCAGCUGCAGGAGAUCGAGCGCUGCAUCAAAGUCUUCCUGCUCGAGGACACCGAGCUCGGGUCCUUCAGCCUGGCCGGCAUCAUCGUCUCUGCCCUCUGUGCCCUCACCAGGCGUAACCUGGUGAUGGAGGGAGCUGCAGCCAGUGCCGGAGAGCAGCUGGUGGAGCUGACGUCCCGUGAUGGUGCCUGGUUCCUGGAAGAGCUCUGCAGUAUGAGUGGAAACAUCACGUGCCUUGUGCAGCUAUUGCAGCAGUGUCAGCUUCUGUCACAUGACCUGGACAUCCUCAGCCUUGCAGAGACUUCGCAAGUUGUCUACCUGGCCAAUGGCGUCUACACCUGCCUUCAGGAGCUCAACACAAACUUCCGGCAGAUCAUCUUCCCAGAGGCUCUGCGCUGCAUGCUGAAGGGAGAAAAUACAUUAGAGGCCAUGCUAGUGGAGCUGGACGCACUUAUCGAUCAGUGCGCAGAUGGGGUUUCGCUGCAGGGACUGGGGGAGGUUCUGCAGGCUCAUCUUCGUAACACCGCCAUGGGCCUGGAGGAGGAUCCAGAUGACCACUAUCUGGAUAUCACCAGGGUUCUGCGAGCCCAGUACUCAGAACUGAUCCAGCCGCGCAGCAUGGAGAGCUCCGUGCAGGAAACACCCAAGAUGAGUGCCGGUCAGAUGUUGUUGGUAGCUUUUGAUGGCAUGUUUGCACAGCUGGAGACUGCUUUUGGACUUCUGAUUGACAAGCUGAACUCUAUGGAUGUGCCUGCUGCCUGGAGAAAGGUGGAUGUGAUCCGGGAGUCCAGAGCUACACAGGUCCAUUUCUUUGAUAAUGUGCAGACCAGGCAGGUCUUGGAGGAAAUUUUCUUCCUGAAGAGACUCCAGACCAUCCGAGACUUCUUCCGUCUGUGCGGAUCAUUUGCACAGACGCUAUCUGGAACAUGUGCUACACCUACUGAUGAGCCUCCACCCUCAAAUGGCCCAGUACCCAUAGUGAAACCCAUGUACAGAGGCUCCACUGUAGUGACCGAAGACCAGAUGAUGCGGCCCAUCAAAGCCUUCACGGCAGAUUUUGUGAGGCAGAUGCUAAUGGGGCUCCCCACCCAGGCUCUGGGCCUGGCCAUCUGCAGCGCUCUCAGUGCCCUCGGCAUGGAUCUCAUUGCCCAGGUGGAGGCCAAGGACUUUGGCGCUGAGGGGAAGGUUUCUCUGGAUGACCUGUGCAAGAAAGCAAUAGAGCAAGGGGUGCAGGCAGGACGGAUAUCCCAACUGCUGCUCAACAGGGCUACAGUGCUUGCCAGCUCCUACGACACGGCUUGGAAAAAACUGGACCUGGUACGACGUCUGGAAGUCAGCAUUGAAGCCUGUAAGGUCAGCCUGCAGAGGACUCAGCUUCACAUCGCCAUGUUCCAGUGGCAGCAUGAGGACAUUCUCGGUGCGAGGACUCAGCCCAUGACGGUCAGUCCCCCACCUCGCUCCAUCAUCCUGAGCAACAUGAAGAAGAAGCUCUACAAACUCAGUCAGGACGAAGCUUCUAUUGGCAGCGUCCAGGAGAAGUUGGCAAGUCUAGAGGGCAGCAUAGAGCAAAGGCUGAAGUGGGCCGGUGGCGCAAACCCUGCACUCGCCCCAGUGCUGCAGGACUUUGAGGCCACUAUAGCAGAACGCCGUGCCUUGGUGAUGAAGGAGAGUCAGCGUGCCAACCAGGUUACUUUUCUCUGCAGCACCAUUCUCAACUUCGAAGGUCUGCGUACCCGCACUCCAGAAGCCUUGAACAUGGAUGCUACACUUUUUGAACUUGUGAAACGAUGCCAGGCCACCUGCUCAUAUGCUGCCCAGUUUAGCACCUCCGUUUCCUCUCUGGAACUUCAGCUGCUGCAUAGACUGAGUGCUGCCAUGGAUCUGUCCAUUGGUGGGCCUGAGUGGCUUGUGUACGCACAGAAUCACCUCACCCAGGAGAUGUCCAGUCAGAGAGCCAUGCAGGAGGAAAGAGAGCAGCAGCUGGAGAGAGUGACCGAAACCCUGCAGCUGCUGGUAGACUCCAUUAAAGGCAUCCUGUCCAAUCACAACCGCCAACUUGCUGAUGUUAAGCACCUCCUGCGUGCCAUGGCAAAGGAUGAGGAAAAUGCCCUUGCGGAGGGAGAGGAAGUGACUUAUGAGGGUAGUGUGCGUCAGUUCCUGUCAGAAUACAAAGCAUGGCAGGAUAAUGUGCAGAUAGUGCUUUUCACAGUAGUGCAAGCUACAGGUCAACCACGCAGCCAAGAGCAGGUUGAGCUACUGCAAGAAAUCCCUGCCACCCUGAAGGAGCUAAAGCUUCAGAGCCAGAGCAUCUACAAUGGCUUGGUGAGCUUCGCCUCUCCUCUUGUCACUGAGAGAGGAAGUGACUGUGCAAGUCCCACAUCCACAGUCCAGACCAGCUUUGCUGCUGCAGUGCGCUGCAGUGGAGUGAAGACCCAGCCUGACAGCAUGUCUCAGAAUGCCCGCAAAGCUCUUCCUCGAAACUUUGGGACUCCGGUGGACACUCCCCCCAGCACUCUGAUGAUCAACAGUAAAGGACUGGCCCCAAGCCCCAAAAGAGCCGUGCGGGAUCCCAAAACUGGAAGAGCUGUGCAAGAGAGGAAUUCCUACGCUGUUAGUGUGUGGAAGAGGGUGAAGGCCAAACUGGAAGGGAGAGAUGUGGACCCUAACAGGAGAAUGAGUGUCACUGAGCAGGUGGAUUAUGUCAUCAAAGAGGCGACAAACUUGGACAACCUGGCACAGUUGUACGAGGGAUGGACAGCAUGGGUGUGAACGGGAUCCUUGUAGAUCACUUUGGUCCAGCGAGGGUAGAAAUCCACCAAAAUCCACUGGGUCUGGGGCAAUGAAGCCACAGAGCACCAUGCAGGAAAGGGGAGGGGGGGUGUAGAGACCCUCCCUCGGACCCACACCGGAUCCCCGUAGCACAGCUACACCCGGCGAUCCAGCUAAUACAACGAAAUGGGUCUGCAUCUGUCUCCCCGAGAUGUGUGGGGAGCUCACCAAGAUGGGGAGGCGGGGUGGGGGGGUGCAAGGCACACGCGGCUUGAACUACCCCCCCAACCAACCCCUGUAUCAACAACAAAAUAAAUGUCUGUCAACUAUCAAAACAAAUAGGAUUUGCCACAGGGAACAUUUGCAGGAGACAGUUUAUCCACUCUUUGAGCGAAGGUCUGCGGUAAUUAGCGAGUUUCUAGACUACAUUUGUGCGAGAGUGGAGGGAAAGGGUGAUCCGGUCUUGGAGGGAUCCUCUGUUUUUGGAUGGCUUGGGGUCGUCGGGCACGACUUGCGGCUGAGCUGUCUCCUGCUGGAGCGGGUGUGGAGGGCUGUGUGACCAGAAGGCUCAAAGGACUCCAUUGGAAGCCAGAAGGCCUUUGGCAGACCUUAGAGUUCAUUCUUAACCACAAAAAAGACCUUUUCCCCUCAAGUAUAUAUAGGAAAUACUUUUUACACCUUCACCAAUGUACUGCACAGAUUUCUCAAUUAAAAGGCAAAUCGCAAAGUGGCUUUGAGAACAUUCACGGUCACGUGUUUCUGAAUGUUUGGCACAAUGAAUGAUGUGCUUGGAGUUGGCAAGUGCUCAGUCUGAGGUCUCUUUGAUUUGAUCCUCGAGUAUGACCCAGGCUCAAUAUGGUGAGAUGUGCAAAUCAGUUUCUAAAUGCGUUUUUUUCUUUAGUAUGCAUCUCUGAUCUUGUUUGUGUAUUGUAGAUUCUUCCCUUUUUUUUUUUCUUUGCUAUGGAUUUAGUCUAGAUUGCUCCUUUUUUUGACUUGCCUGUGGAAGUGUAUCACCGCUGAUACAUAUCCUCAUUAAAGCUUGCGUUUUACUGAUCUUGACCUAGUUUUACAUUUUUAGUGGGAGAAAUAAGUAAUGGAAUAGUGAUGUGGUGAUGGUUACAAUUGUUGUCUCUUAAUGGUUUUACUCCACUUUGUUGGUCAAAUAAAACUAUAAUUAAA